This is a messenger RNA of Funneliformis mosseae, 699 nucleotides long. NCBI's taxonomy places the organism in Eukaryota, Fungi, Glomeromycota, Glomeromycetes, Glomerales, Glomeraceae. The record is from the annotation of a GenBank genome assembly.
AUGUCUUCACCACGUUAUGAUACAAAAUCUCAUGUUUCACACAUCGCUCAAUCUUAUACCGAUGUUAAGGGUGAACAAAAACACGAAUUAAAUGAUAAAUAUGUUCAACCUCUAAAAGAACCUUCUCCAAAUUUACCUUUUGAUCAGAAGUUGGCUAUUGAAAAAGAAAGUCAUAAACAAAAGGCUGAUCGUGAAAUUAAAGAAGCAGAUGAGGAAGUUUCUAUAAAUACCUUUGAUCAUAAUGAAAUAUCAAAAAAUAUUUUAAUUGGUUCUUUCAUUGGAGAUCAAAUGUCUGUAAUAUCAGGAUGGAAUCAACUUCGACCUUUAAUAGAAAUUUGUAAGAUAUUAGUGAAUCGUGGAUAUAAUGUGACAUUGAUCUCACCAGGAAAAUAUUCAUCGCCAUCAUCAGAUUACCCGAUAAUCCAUCAUAUUUCUUCGGGACCUUCAUUCGAUUUAAGUAAUAUACCGGAAUACCGAGAAAUCCUUUCAGAAGAAUAUAGUAUUAAAAUGUUUGGCAGUUUAAAAAAUUAUUUAAAUUCAAAAUAUUUAAAUGAUUUUAAUUUAUAUAAAAAAUUGGCUAACGAAACGAUUAAGGUUGAUUUGUUUUUUUGUGAUUUGUUCUUAAAUGAAGCAUGCAUUGACGUUGCUUGGUUAAUGAACAAACCCUUGGUCACCAUGUCAUCUAAAUUAUGUAAGUAA